Molecule: messenger RNA, 3293 nt
Organism: Lycium ferocissimum
Lineage: Eukaryota; Viridiplantae; Streptophyta; Magnoliopsida; Solanales; Solanaceae
Product: receptor-like kinase TMK4
Exons: 2
Coding region: 237-3026 (929 amino acids)
Biological process (GO): protein phosphorylation
Molecular function (GO): protein kinase activity; ATP binding
Source: RefSeq, a predicted model, not a curated record
AUGAAAAUCAUUUCAACCAAAAAACACACGGACAAACAUAGUUGCUUGCUAAAGAAACUCUUCUUGACCGAAAAAAACACACAUAAACCAAACACAUUUUUCAAGAACCAAAAAUCUACAUUAUAUGUAACUCAAAACUCUUCUUGUCCAAAAAACACAUUUUUCAAGAACCAAAAAUUCUCCAUUAUAAUUUAUAUGUAACAUACCAACCUAGAUCUAGUAGUACUAUAAUUUCAAUGGCUUCUUCUUCUUCUUCUUCUUCUUCCUUUCUCAUUCUUUUUUUUCUUUCCUUUUUUACCCUCACAUUUUGUGAUGAUGCUGAAGUUAUGUCAAAGUUACUAGCUGCACUUUCUCCAACACCAAAUGGUUGGGAUUCAAAAACAUCAUUUUGUAAAUGGAAAAAUGUAGACUGUGACAAAUCUAGUGGUACUGUAACAUCAAUAAAUCUUGAUUCACAAUCACUUACUGGUUCUUUACCAUCUGAAAUAAACCAACUUUCAAAUCUUAAAACACUUUCUGUUCAAAAAAACAGUCUUUCUGGUACUUUACCUUCUUUUGCAAAUAUGACCACUUUAUCUGAGAUUUACUUAGAUAAUAAUGGUUUCACUUCUAUUCCUCAAGAUUUCCUUUUGGGUGUUACUAGUUUAACCACUUUUAGUAUUAGUGAAAAUGGGAAACUUAGUCCUUGGCAAAUUCCUAGUUAUUUGACUGAUAGUGUUAAUUUAGGCUAUUUUUAUGCAAGUAAUGCUAGUAUAUUUGGUGUUAUACCUGAUUUCUUUGAUGCUUUUGCUAGUCUUCAAGAUUUGAGAUUGAGUUAUAAUAACUUUACUGGUUCUUUGCCUAAUUCUUUUGGUGGUUCUGAGAUUAGGAAUUUGUGGCUAAAUAAUCAAGAUAAAGGGUUAUCAGGUACUAUUGAUGUUAUUGGAGAUAUGUCACAAUUGUCACAAGUUUGGUUACAUGCUAAUUCUUUUACUGGUCCAAUACCAAACUUGUCCAAAUGUGAAAAUAUAUUUGAUUUGCAGUUAAGGGACAAUCAGUUUACUGGUGUUAUUCCUGAUUCAGUAAUGAGUUUACCUAAAUUGUUGAAUAUUUCUUUGCAAAACAAUAAGUUGCAAGGUCCAAAGCCAGAGUUUAGAAAAGAGGUUAACGUUGAAUUUGGGACUACUAAUAGUUUUUGUUUGGACAAUCCUGGACCUUGUGAUCCACAAGUUACAACACUUUUAGAAGUGGCUAGUGGUUUCGGAUAUCCACCAUUUUUAGCUGAUUCUUGGAAAGGAAAUGAUGCUUGCAAUGGAUGGUCACAUAUAAGCUGUGGUGGAAAAAAGAAUGUGGAUGUUGUAACAUUUGGUAAGCUGAAACUUUCAGGUUUUAUUUCACCUGCUUUUGCAAAUUUGACAUCUUUGAGGAAUUUGUUAUUGAAUGAUAAUAAUCUUACUGGAUCUAUACCGGAAAGAUUGACAACUUUGGCUAGCCUUCAGGUUCUUGAUGUUAGUAAUAACAAUUUAUCUGGUCCUAUACCCGCGUUUCGACCAGAUGUGAAGUUUACUACUACUGGUAACUUAUUUCUUGGAAAGAAUAUUAGUGGUGGUGGUGGGGGUAGUGGUGGAUCCUCAGGGUCGAGGCCCAGUAGUGAUGAUGGUGGAAAUUCGUCUGGUGGUAAAAAGGGGUCGACCCCUUCAGCUGGAAUGAUUGCUGGUGUGGUUAUAUCUGUUGUUAUAUUUGUCAUAGUUGUGUUGUUUUUGUCGUAUAAGUGUUACGUAAAGAGACGGCAUAAGAGAUUCGGGAGGGUUGAGACUCCUGAAUUAAGCAAUGAAAUGGUUAAUUUUAAGCCGCCUCCUGUAGUGAAUGGUACGAAUGGAUAUGCAGGAGUCCCGAGUGAGUUACAGAGCCAGAGCAGUGGUGAUCAUAGUGAGAUGCCGAUAUUUGAAGGUGGAAAUGUUGUUAUUUCCAUUCAGGUGCUUCGACAAGUGACAAACAACUUCAGUGAAAAAAAUAUAUUGGGAAGAGGAGGAUUUGGAGUUGUUUAUAAAGGUGAAUUACAUGACGGGACUAAGAUUGCUGUGAAGAGGAUGGAAUCUGGGGCGAUGGGUACUAAAGGAAUGAACGAGUUCCAAGCAGAAAUCGCGGUGCUUACUAAAGUUAGGCAUAGGCAUUUAGUUGCUCUUCUUGGUUAUUGUGUUAACGGGAACGAGAGACUUUUGGUGUACGAGUACAUGCCACAGGGAACUUUAAGUCAGCAUUUGUUUGAAUGUAGAGAACUUGGGUACCCAAUUUUGACCUGGAAGCAAAGGGUGACGAUAGCGUUAGACGUUGCGAGGGGAGUCGAGUAUCUUCACAGCUUGGCACAGACGAGUUUUAUCCAUAGGGAUUUGAAGCCCUCUAACAUACUUCUUGGGGAUGAUAUGAGAGCCAAGGUUGCAGAUUUUGGAUUGGUUAGGAAUGCUCCCGAUGGGAAAUAUUCUGUUGAGACACGGUUGGCUGGAACUUUUGGCUAUCUGGCGCCUGAAUAUGCUGCUACUGGACGAGUCACGACCAAGGUAGAUGUGUAUGCCUUCGGAGUUGUUCUAAUGGAGAUCGUCACGGGUAGAAAAGCAUUAGAUGAGACCAUGCCAGACGAGAGGUCCCAUUUAGUGACGUGGCUUCGCAGGGUCCUUGUCAACAAAGACAACCUCCGAAAAGCCAUCGACCCGACACUUGACCCCGACGAGGAAACAUACGAGAGCAUUUGUAAGGUCGCCGAGUUAGCAGGCCAUUGCACAGCACGAGAACCGUUUCAACGACCCGAUAUGGGACACGCCGUCAAUGUCCUUGCACCCCUCGUUGAGCUGUGGAAGCCUACGAGAAACGAAGACGAAGAUAGCGGCAUUGACCUACAUAUGAGCCUUCCUCAAAUACUACAAAGAUGGCAAGCUGAUGAAGGAACUUCAAGAAUGUUUGAUGACUUGUCAUACAGUCAAACACAGUCAAGCAUACCCUCAAAGCCUUCUGGAUUUGCAGAUACUUUUAGUUCAACAGAUUGCAGAUGACAGAAAAGCAAAAAUCAAGAUAGGUCCACACGGUUUGCAUGUUCAUGUGGUUAAUUUGUUUCUUCUUGAAACCGCGUUUUUACUUUUUUGGCUUCACGUUACUUUUUUGUGAUAGACCUAAGUUCAUAUUAGUUUUAUUUGAUUGGAUUCUUUAAGGAGCCAGGCUGGACAGUAGAGUAUUUAUGUGGUUUUGUUAGAAAGGAAAUUGUAUUAAAUUCUUUUAUCUUUUACAUAGUUAAUGUAAAUAAAUUUGAGUUCUUGUUUAAA